Molecule: messenger RNA, 636 nt
Organism: Hansenula anomala
Lineage: Eukaryota; Fungi; Ascomycota; Saccharomycetes; Phaffomycetales; Wickerhamomycetaceae
Gene: GIR2
Product: Gir2p
Exons: 2
Coding region: 1-636 (211 amino acids)
Biological process (GO): cytoplasmic translation
Molecular function (GO): protein binding
Source: RefSeq, a predicted model, not a curated record
AUGGACUAUAAGGAAGAGCAGCAGCAGGAGAUAGAGAUCCUCCAAUCGAUCUAUCCAGAUGAAUUGGAGGUGGUGUCGGAGAAUGAGUACACCAUAACGCUUUUGUUGGACACGGUAUCUGAACGCAAGCAUAGAGUUAUACUACAUGUUAAAUAUCCAGAGACUUAUCCUGAAGAUGAAGAUAAUGAUGAACCAAAAUUGGUUUUGAUUUCUGAACAAGUUGAAUUGGAUCAAGAUGAUUUAGAUGAGAUUAAAAGUAAUUUGAUGCAAGAAGCUGAAGACCAGAUAGGAAUACCUUCAGUGUUUGCCCUAGCGUCCUCUUUAAAGGAUCAAGCAGAACAAGUGUUUGAAAAUAAGGUGAAUGCUAAGCAAAAACAAUAUGAUGAUGCUCUAUUGGCUAAAGAAAGAGAAGAACAAAAGAAGUUCUCAGGUACUAAAGUCACAGUGGAGUCUUUUAAUAGCUGGAGGUUGAAGUUCAGAGCAGAGAUGGGCAUUAAUGACCGUAUUGAGAAAAGAAAAAAGAUGCUACAUCGUGGUAAAUUGUCUGGGAAGGAGAUCUUUGAGAAAGGUUUGGCUGGUGAUGAUGAGACUCUUGAAGAGUUGGGCGGUGAUGUUGCCACUAAACUCGCUGUGUAG